CUUGUAUAAAGUACUAUAAAGAUGAGUAAUUACAAGUUAAAAAUGGUCAUUUUAUGAAACUAUCACUAUAUUUAAAGGACAGGUAAAUACUUUUGGUCUACGCUAAUAUUAAGAUAGGCCAAAUCCACACGAGUCUUUUUGCACAUAUUUUAAUAUUAUAUAUACUCUAAUAUAAAAUGUAUUUAUAAAGUAGAUUAUAAAUCGAUGGAAAAAUAUAAUUAACACUCAGAAUUAACUACAUUUAUUAAUUAUAGUGUUUAUAUUAAUACUAGAGUUUUCAAAUAAUUACAUACUUUCUCUAAUUGUUGUAGCUUAGUAACAAAUAUUAGGAUUAAUGUAAUUGUUUGAAAAGUUUUCACAAUAAUUAAAAAACCCUACAUAGAUUCUUCCACUUAGACCUUCAAAACAAAAAAAAAACCUAAAAAAGCAAGUCAAUAAAAAGACUCACACUAACCGACUUUCCGAAACCGCGUCAAAUUUAAAACCGUUGUAAUGUAAACCGCCUCCUCAAUCAUCAUAAUUCAUACGCUACCUGUGGCAGCUACUCCUAUAAAUACUUCUCCACCAAUUUUUGUACGCUAAUGAUUUAGGUUUUCCUCUUUACUGUCUUUAAUUUGUUCUCGAUUGCUCAAUUUCAGAUUAUUUAUGUUCUUGCGAAUUUCAAUUUCCGUUUUCGAUUGAUUCUUUGUGGUGUGAUUUUGGUGUGCGCAGCACCAUAAUGACACAUACAGCUCUAUGCUUCAGGUUUCAUGUUUUGAUCUUGUAGUCGACUAUCUCAAUUCUCAACUGGUGUUUUGGUUUUCCUUUGAUUCUUACUUUUACGAGUUCUAUGUUUCAUAUUGUGUGUCGUUGCAUUCAUUGACAUGAUAGUGGUGACUCGGAGGUUCAAAGUUCAAAGUUGGUGGAUUACAUAAUUCUUUUGCUCAGCUUCUUGGAUAAAGUAACUAACUAACUAACUAUAUUAAUUUUAAAUUUUAAAUAUCUCUUGCACAUUCUAAGUUUAUCCUUAUACUUCAGGUGCAUUUUCCAUCGAUGUUUAAUGGUGUCCGGUGCUGGUAUCUUGCUUUGUGUGUCUUAUGGUUGAGGUCAUUGGGUUUUUGUUAUAUACAUAGUUCAUCUUUUUUCAGUUUUACUCAGCAGAUUCUUUCGUGAGAAAUAUUUAUUCUAGUGAGCGAUGAUAUGAUGGUGGUGUUGCAGACUGCUCAAUAUAGGGGCUUUGUUUAUCCAUGUCUCACUUUGGUUCUGUCUUAAAUUGGUUUGUGCAGAAACAUCGAGAGUUAUGGGGUUGGAUUUUCCUUUUUUUUUUUCAGGUUCAUUCUUGUAUCACCUUCUGUCCGAUUGACGCUUGGGGUGUCUUUUUGAGUUAUGGAAACCUAAUCAAUUUUGUGUUAGUGAAGCCUCAAUGGCUGGAAUAGGUUCAUUCAUGACGUUGUGUAAGGUGUAGUGGUGAUGGUUAAGAAUUAACGAACUGCACAUCAAUGUGUUGAUAUUGUUUCAUGGUGUUGAUUAAAUUAUUUUCUGCUUAGUACAGAAUGCUCAUGUAAGUUCACCUAGGAAUUUGUAUCUCUAUUCUAUGUACUAUGUUUGUGUUUGUGGGUGUGGGUGUGGGUGUGGGGGAGGGGGGUUAAUAUUGGUUUGUGAAAAUUUCUAUGUGGUUAUCUUGAUUCUAUUGUUACUUGUGAUGUUUGUCUGUGCUUCGUGAUUGAAUUGCACUUGUCUCUUGCUUUAAUUUAUAUCGCAUUAUUUUUGUGAUUUUGCUCCACAUGGUUGAUGCAUAUGUCGCAAAUUUUGAUCUUGAUCUCAUAGUAGGUGUUAUCAAUGAUUCUUGUGGGUCUAAUUGGCAUUUUAGUUGAUGUUAUGGUUAAGAUCACUAUUUUGGCUUUUACAGUUUAAUAUUUUUUGGUACUUCUAUUGGGGUACUUGUUGAAUCUUGUCUUUCUUUGGCUAUAUGAUUUUGCUUGUCUCUAGAUUUGGUUUGUGUAUUCGGGGAUUUGCUGAAACUUGUCAUUGUUAGGCCAAAUUAUUUUGCUUUCCUCUAGAUAUGCGGAUUGUCUUUUGAAAAUAAUGAGAAAUCUUUCUGUUGACUGAAAGGAACGUAUAUUAUACCUGGCCUGAAAAAUUAAGCUUUGCUUUCAUGGCAUCAUUUCAUGAUUUAUUUGCCAUUUCUGAUGUCAUGUCGGUCGUAGGUUCUGAGGAGAUCUGUAUGGGUGCUGAUGGGUUCUAUUCUAUGCUCCCUGCUGCAGCCAUAUAUGCUUUUUUGUGUCAUUCAUCUUUUGGCUGCACAAUGAUCAAUUUUGGGAGGUCUUGUGUUGAUUUAAGAGGGAGUUUAUUUGUUUUGGAGAUGUGCUCUAGUAUAUUAUCAGUUAUUUUUGAGAUCUGCUUUAGUAUCUUGCAUGGAAACUCUGAAUUUUCUUUGAUAUUUCAGUUGAUGCUGGACAUUGAGUAGUCUUUGCUGCGAGCUGGUUUGUUCAUCUCUUUUGAGCUAUAUGGGUCGUACAAUAUCUUACAUCCUUAAAUUUGUUGACACGAGAUUGGUAAUGCAUCCCAAUGCUUAUGGAUUAGGUUAUUCGCUUAACUGCUAUAUAACUUUAAUUAGCUUUUUUGCAUCUUUGAGUAAUUUAUUUGUUGUGCUGAUUCCAAGUUUAUCCUUCUGCUUUAGGCCCAUGUUGAUCUUAAAGUUACUGAAUGUUCAUUAAGUAUAUGGUGCCGGCGUAUUUCUUUCCCGCUUUGUGUUUCUCUUAUGGUUGUGCUCAUUGGUUAAUAUACAAAUUUCUGUUGUUCUCUACAUAUAUGAUUCACCUUGUACGUUUGGCUUCAGCAGGUUUCUUGAAAAGGCAUUAAUAUGUUUUGGAUGACGUACAACUUAAUUGGGUUUUGCUUGUCCAAUUUUUCAGCUUUGGAGGUCUAUCCUUAAUUGGUCUUUGCAAAAAACAUUCAGGUUUGCGAUGUGUCUAAUAUAAUUGUGCAUUGUGGACUUCUUCUCGGCCUUUGUUUCAUUCUUAUAUUAGCUUUUUUUUGUGUGGUGUUUGUUAUGAGUUAGAUUAUAGGGUCGAGAAAAGAGGAUCCUUUUGGUUUAAGCUAUAUGAAAUUUUUCUAAAGCUGUUCUCUUUAUUCGUUAAUAGUUCUGGACUUUCCACAUGCUCUUGAUAUAGUCUUAUGUUUGAGGGUUAUUUCUGUGGUUCUACUUAAUUUUUUUUGGUUUUGUUUCUUGACACCACUACAGUACAGCUGAUUGAGGAUGAAAAGUUUUGGAUAGGAUGUCAUUCAUUUCUUCUUAUUUGUUUUUAUUCCUUUUUUGUGCUGGUUUACUAUUAUUUCUACCUACAUCUGUUCUUGCCUUAAUGUUUACAUUUUUCCUAUCGUUUGUGAUUAUGGUUGUGGACCUUUGAAUGCUUAUAAAUUAUUUUCAAUACAGUGUAUAAUGCAUUUUCUCUUGAUAGUAGUUUAUCUUUAGUUGGGGGUUGGUGAGCUGGUCCUCUGCUAGGAUAUUGUUGUUUGGUAGAUACUCUUCUUGUUCCUGUGUGUUGUCUUGGAGUUUCUUUGAUUUAUGUAGAGGUAUAUAUGUUACUAAUUUGUAGCGACUUUUUUUUUUUGUUUCCCUUCUCAGGGAUGUUAAAGUCAAGUGUCAGCGCACAUUCCAUAAGUCGUUGUGUAAGCGUAUGCGUUGUGAGGAUCCAUUUUUUUGGAUGAUUUUCCUUCUGGUAUUUGUUUCUCGUUUUGACUAAUGAUUUUUGAGAUGUUAUUGGUCAUUGGUGCAUUUUGAUAUACAAUAUUGUCUUUCAGAUACUAGUAUAUCUUUAGGAUUGGGGAGUCGCAGCAGGAAUGAUGGAAGUGGCAAAAGGGUUGGGGUUGUUGGAUUAUAUUGGAUCUCAUAGUUGCAGGACUCCUUCCACGGCUUUGGAAUUUUUUUAAAAUAGGAAGUCUCUGUAACUAAAUGUAUGCAUAAUGUUGAUGUCAGUGAUGUUAUUCCUGCCUUGCUAGAUUGAGCUCUUAUAGCAACCAGUGUAUGUGUAGUUUGUCUGUGUGUUUGCAGGCAUCCCUUUCUGCAAUAAGGAGUUUUCUCACUUUGUCUCAAUCUCUUACAACAAAAGGUUCAGUUUGAGCUGCAUAUAUGAACAAGCUUCGAUAGACUAUGGUUCUUACAGAAUAUGCUGGGGAGCUUGGGAACUUAUGGUAGGUUUGGGGUCUCGUGUUCUAGAUUUUUGUUGGCUACUUUGGUCUUUGAACAUGAAGAUUUUUUUAGGUUGGCGUGUGUGUUAUUUUUUUCAUUUACAUCAUGACCUAAAUGGGAUAUUUGUAUAUAUUUCCAGUGGUGUUUUCACCAGGUUUUUUUGGGGACAAGUUGAUUCAUUUUUGAACAGGAAAAAGCUGCUUCACGAGGGCCAUUGGAGUUCUUUUGGAGUGUAAUCGUGCUGGACUAGAUGGACUCUUCUUGUGAGGAAAAACGGGGGACAUGGAGGCAAAAAAGGGGAUCCUAUUGUUCCGAUGUUGGAUAAUAAGCCCAUGAGCUUGGUCUUACUUCACUGCCGAGAAACAAAAGAAGACUUCUACCUCCAAGUUUAACUCAGAUGUCGCUCGCUUAUCUUUGGGUGUGAAGCAGUGUCAAAUCAAUUUUGCUCAACUUUUCAUAUGUUGUGCUCCUUGAUAUUUGUGAGGUUUGAUGGAACACAUCUUUUUCUCACGUGUUUUCCUCUUCGUACGCUCUUGUUGCAAUGAAGCAUUUGGUUGCUGCUGAAUUUUGGUGGUUCAGGGAUGUACUGUUGGGAAAAGCUGUAAUUGUAGAGGGAGUUUCUUGUCCUGUCAGCCUCCAUUUUUAUCUUGGCACUUUUUAUACAUAUGCUCCAUUAGAUUGUUGUUUUUCUUUUUUGCAGAUUAAUUUUGUUAUGGUGGUGUUCAUUUGUCAAUGAGCCUUCAGUUCCGGUGAUUACAAGUAGAUUACAAGAAUGAAAGUCCAAAGAGAAUUCAAGCCCACUUGUGAAAGUCAACAAUAAGAAAGCAAAUUUGAAGAAGAGAAGAAGCACAAGCUCACGUGCCUUUAUUUGGUUAAAGCCUAAAGGAAAUCUAUCUUUUUUUAUUCCUCUUUCAUCAUCUCUAUAUACACUUAUACAGGGCAAACAAAAGAAAGAGGAAAUUGUUCCUACCUUCCUAAUUUCACGCAAAGAAUUGCAAGGGUAAUUUGUUUCCUAAUCUCCAAGAUACGAAGCACACACAAUAAGGGAAUUAUGGAGCAAAUCAAAGGCUACAUCUUUCUCUCCACAAGUAAUUUCCAAAAUGAUGAUAAUUGGGGAUUUUUCAAUUGGGUAUAUAAAUCCCUAAUUUCUACCAAAAGGACACACAAGCAGAGCGACAUAAAUUUAGAGUUGUGAGAGCAAGGUAGUAAUACAAGGAGAUCCGAGGCUACGAGAUUAAGGAGUAUUGCAAGAGAGUGGUCGACAUUGGUGGAGAAUCAAGUGUAGCGGCUGCCUUGAUACAUGAACACACGCUUACGACGUGAACGAUUGUUGUUUGAUCCAGAAAUAGAGCGGACAGCCAGAAAAACAAGGAAAGAAUUCCUAGAAAGACAACGAGAAGAACGUCUUUAUCUUGAGAACUUAUUCAAAGACGAAGAAGAGAUGGGUGAUGAAAGAACCUUGAAGGAGCUAGCUGCACCUAAACUGGAUGAUGAACCACUUGGAAUUGUUUUUCCAACCUUGGAGAAACCUCUAAAGUUAAACUCAGGUUUUCUCAACCUUUUACCAAAAUUCUAUGGUCGUGGAGGUGAGGAUCCGAAUCGAUUUCUUAAAGAAUUUUUGGUUGUUUGUUCUUCUAUGAAACCUGAAGGUAUUGAUCCUAAUCAUGUCAAACUACAUUCUUUUCCAUUUUCAUUGUUUGACAUAGCUAAAGAUUGGUUGUAUUCCCUCCCUCCUGGAUCAAUUACUACGUGGGAUGCACUACAAAAAGCUUUUCUAGAAAAUUUCUUCCCUGCUAGUAGAAUUGGAUCCAUUAGGAAAGAGAUUUGUGGUGUCAAACAACAUUCUAAUGAGUCAUUAUAUGAAUAUUGGGAACGUUUUAAGAGACUUUGUGCUUCUUGCCCCCAACAUCAAAUUAGUGACCAACUUCUUAUCCAAUAUUUUUAUGAGGGUCUUUUGGGUAACGAUAAAAAUAUGAUUGAUGCGGCUAGUGGGGGUGCUUUAGUUGAUAAAACACCUACACAAGCUAGACAAUUAAUUAGUAACAUGGCCAAAAAUGCUCGACAAUUUGGCUCACGUAGCGAUGUGAAAACAGUAAAUGAAUUUGACUUAACUUCUGUUAAAAGUCAGUUACAGGAAAAUGCACAACAAAUAGCCACCCUCACUACAUUGAUGUCUAAGUUUGUUGGGAAUGAAUCUAAGGCUAAAGUUUGUGGUAUUUGUUUUGAUUUUUCUCACAAUACUGAUGCUUGUCCUACUGUGCAAUCUGAAAAUGUGAAUGCAUUAGAAGGUUUUUCUGGUCAGCCCCAAAGAAAAUAUGACCCCUUUUCACCAACUUAUAACGAAGGUUGGAGAGACCAUCCGAACUUAAGAUAUGGACAUAAACCUCAGUUUACUCAAGCUAAUCCUCGACCUUUUGUUCAUCAAAACCCUCAAUCUCAACCUUCUAACCUUCCUUAGAAGACUUAGUGAAGCAACUUACCACCCAAAUUGGCCAAGUCCAUAAUCAAAAUAUUGAGUAUCAAAAGAAAACUGAUUCCCAUCUCCAACAACUUGACACCCAGAUUGGUCAAAUUUGUACUUCUCUAAGUAAUAUAGAAAAUCAUGUGUCAGGGAAACUACCAUCUCAACCUUUGCAAAAUCCAAGUAAACAAGUUAAUGCAAUCUCACUAGAAAGAAGCACCAUAAUGGAUGAGCCUUUAGGAAAUUUGAAUGAAGAUGAAGUUAAUGAAAUCCAGGGAAAUAGAAUUCCGUUAUUAGAUGCAAUAAAGGUGGUUCCUAAAUAUAGUAAACUCUUGAAUGAUUUUCUCACUACAUCUAACAAACACAAAGGAGAAGAAGUUUUGACACCUCUUAUUAUGCACCCCCAAAAUGUGAAGACCCUGGAUCAUUCUCAAUUCCUUGUAGGAUAUGUGAGACUAUUUUUCGACAAUGUGUGUUAGAUUUAGGAUCUGCAGUAAAUGUUUUGCCCUUAUCUUUAUAUGAUAAGUAUAAGAUGGGACCAUUAAAGACUUGUAGUGAGAUACUUACUAUGGCUGAUGGUAGUAGUGUUUGUUCUGUCAGACUAUUAGAGAACAUUCUCGUUCAAGUCAAGCACAUGUGCUUUCUGGUUGAUUUUAUUGUUAUCAAUGUAAUGCAUAAUUCUGAGAUUUUAUUAGGAAGACCAUUCCUAAAGACUUCAAAAGCAUUAAUUGAUGUUGCUCACAACUGUGUCACUCUUGAGAGCAAUGGAGAAAAACUGAAAUUGAAUGUAUUUGAACAGGAUGGUUCUGACAUAGAGUCAGGUGCUACUAAUUAUGUUGCUUAUUGUCUUGCGCAGCUUGGUCCAGAAAAUUUGGAGAUUUUACUAGAUGAGAUGGUGCAUGAUGUCGGACUAGAGCACAUGUUGAUGAAUGCUCUAAAUGAAAUCAAUUUGCUAGAAUGAUGAUAGAAGUACGUCGCGCCAACGACGUAAACUAGAGGCGCUACUUGGGAGGCAACCCAUGACUGUUUUAUUUCGUUUAUAUAUUCAUUCCUUUCUUCCUUUUAGGACCUGUUUUGCUGAUUUUCUUUCUUUUCUUUCCUUUUUGAUAUUCACAAAUUUCCUUUUUGAUGGCGACCACCUUGGAAGUCAUGUUCCAUGCUUACCUAGCCCUUUGGAUGCACUACAAAACACCAAACUCAUUGGUCCAACACAUCUUUGAUAGCAGUACACCGCACGUACCAAGGCGUUGUAACCUGCUCCAGAUUCAUCAUAAAACCACUGCUCUAUUACACCUUAUUUUGCUGUCCAUACUCUCUACAAAACAAAUGUGGAAAUCAUUUGGAUGAUGAGCGGCCAUAUGACUUCAAGUUGUGUUUCACGUAUUGACAACCAGUUACAAGGGAGUGCUCUAGCUCACCUUCAGCUCACACAUAAUGCCAGAAACUUUGAUAUCAGAAGUGAACAACCAGCUAAGUUCCUUAAUUCUUUUCUUAAUUUUUUUUUUCUUUUCUCUCUUUCUUUGCUCUCAUUUUAUUUUUCCUCCCCUCUUCCAUUGAGGACAAUGCUCACUUUAAGUGUGGGGGACGACACAUCUUCCAUAUGGGAAAACGUCAUCUUUUAAGGGAGAUCAUGCCCAAAUUUUGAAAGAAUCAGUCUAGUUUUUAUUGCAUAUGCAUAGUAGUUUUACAUUUGCAUUCAUACAUAUAUAACAUAAACUUUAGGAAAAAAAAUAUAUAUAAAAAAAAGAGCAAAAAUCAAAAAAAAAAAAUAUAAAUAAAUGUAUUUUUUGUUUGCAUUAGUUUUAGAUUUUUCCACCUCUUUAUUUCCUAAGUGAUGGCUAUUACUAUAAGUUGAUAAGAAACUCUAAUCUAACAUGUUUUUAAAAUAAAAUGUUUUUCCAAAUAAAAGAUUUUGGAAUGUCUAAUAAUUGGAAAAGAAUGACAGGACUUGAGAAGUUCAUAAUAUCAUUGUGUGUUAUAUCACCACAUUAAGCAAGAAAAAAAAAGCCUACUAUCAAAUUUUUCAUAAGUGAACCAAUCUAAGCAUUGUUUUCUUGUUCAAAGUCACGAAAUAAACGAGCCAUCAGCCAAAAAAAAAAAAAAACAAUGUAUUCUGCGUUUCUCUGAGAUUAGUAGAGCAGUUGUGUUAUAAACAUGGAUUUUUAUCGCAAUAUUUCUUUGAUUAAUAUGUUGAAAUGUUUCAUACUUGAAGGCUCUGCGUACCAAUGUCUGGGUUUAAAAAAAAAAAAAAAAGGAAA
Molecule: messenger RNA, 8890 nt
Organism: Beta vulgaris subsp. vulgaris (sugar beet)
Lineage: Eukaryota; Viridiplantae; Streptophyta; Magnoliopsida; Caryophyllales; Amaranthaceae
Exons: 6
Coding region: 5472-6629 (385 amino acids)
Source: RefSeq, a predicted model, not a curated record